Venustampulla echinocandica is the source of this 411-nucleotide messenger RNA. RefSeq lists its product as uncharacterized. NCBI's taxonomy places the organism in Eukaryota, Fungi, Ascomycota, Leotiomycetes, Helotiales, Pleuroascaceae. The coding region runs from base 1 to 411 and encodes 136 amino acids. The record is from RefSeq and is a predicted model, not a curated record. The transcript has a single exon.
AUGGCGCGUCGCCUUCCCGGGGCCAAGAUGUGUAGCCGUACGAUACAACAAGCACCAGAAACAGUACACCAGCGACAGUCCACCACCAACACUCCUCCACAUAUGCGCCGAGUCCCGGCAGAUCUUCCUGUCCACUUACGAGAAGCUGAUGUUUUCUCCAAAGCACGAGUCUUCCGUAUACGUCGACUUCUCCCAAGACACGAUAUACUUCGACAGCCUAGCGUGCAGUCCGGACGGAGACCUGGCCUUCGAUUUAGCCACAAGCCUACAAAGCCAGAAGAUAUUAUUCUGUGCGAUAGAUGCUCAGCUCUGGGAGGUGCUCAGGAUAUUCCGAGAUGGCUACCUCAGCGAGGUGGCGCAGUUGCGGAAUUUGAAAACCAUCGCGUUGGUCCUGCGGCAGGAUUACGAUAG